Olea europaea var. sylvestris is the source of this 869-nucleotide messenger RNA. RefSeq lists its product as uncharacterized. The record is from RefSeq and is a predicted model, not a curated record. Lineage: Eukaryota; Viridiplantae; Streptophyta; Magnoliopsida; Lamiales; Oleaceae. The transcript is spliced from 2 exons. The coding region runs from base 308 to 664 and encodes 118 amino acids.
UUGAACAAUUCUUCUUUGUCACGUAGUCCUCCCUGUCCAAAAUAGUCCCGCAGAUUGUCCAUGUCAAGAGAGCUUCUCUAUAAGUUCCCCGACAAUUUCACUUUCGAUUUUGACUACGCCCGGAGGACUAUUUGGUCCCCCUUGCUCCCUCCGCCCUUACAUUCCGAUAAAGAAACCAGAGUAAGCUGUGGGGUCUGAUGAAAUUAUCAUACGAGGAAGAUGGAUUGCUGAACAAUGCGAAGAAAAUUACAGCCAAGUAAGGAAGUUCACAAAUGCUGUAUUUGAUAAUCUUCUCAGGUACCAAAACAUGAAGAAGAGAAAGAGGAGAUCUAUGGAGUUUUCUUCAAUCCCUCCUUCUCAUCUGCUCACUCCCACUUCCAGAACACCAAGAAAGAAACUUCUUGAUGCCUUUCAAGUCUCAAUGAAAUAUGUAUUUGUUCAGCGAUGGGCAAAGGUAUUGAAAGCUGCUUCAAAGCAUUUCACGAAGAAGAGUCAGAAAAGAGAGAUCCCACUACCAACUCAAAUGUCACCUAGUUUUUGUCACGGUUUUCGAAGGUCCCAACUAGUGUUUUUCUUCUAUCUUUGGCACAAAUUUGACUUUAUUGGUUAUUCCUACUCAAUAUUAGGAUAUUUGAUUUAUGCUUUUAACUCUGUAAUCCCAUAAUUUAAUCCAACUCUGUACUCCAUUUCAGUGUGAAGCAGCAUACUUCAAUUCAUCUACUAAUUGGCUACUUUGACUGACGGCCAUUAGUGUACGAUUUUACUGAAAUUGUACGAAUUUGUUUGCCAAGUCAUCAAAGGAUUUCCAGUAAAAUCUUACAACUUGGGACACGAACAUGUAGAAGGUUCAAUCAUAAAACGAACAUCAA